AUGGCGAAGUCAGAAGAAUUAGUGUCGCCGCAAAUGGUGUCCUCGGGGAAGUUCGAAAGUCCAGCCUCCUCGAAGCUGAAGAUGAGCAUGAUGGGAAAACAACGGAGAACCAUCGGGAAGAACGUAGCAUCGAUUCUUCUGCAGCAACGGCAGGGGAUUCGCGUAAUAAUCGAGAACGUCGACGUCACGCCACGAUUGCUAACCCACCCGACGUAUAGUUCGAUCGAUGAACGGCAGAUCACUGCAUUGGAAACGAUCGGACUGACUCGUGUUGGCAGUGCCGGCCAAUUGUCCUCCAGUUCUGCGAUCAGUAGCCUGAAAAAGAGCUCGUCCGCGAUCGUUCGAACGGCCUCGUUUCCUGCGAGUAUGAUGACGGUGGAUGACGCGCAGUACGAGAGCUUCUGGUCCACCCAAAUGUACGAAUCGCAGAUUUACGACACGGAGGACCCAGCUCCGACACAGUUUUAUUUACCUAGUAUCGAUCCAAACAUAUUUCCUUCACGGCCGGAGACUGUAAAGAUUACACUGCGAGAGACAGAAACGUUUUUCAUUUUCGAGAUGCUACCUUACACCGGUGAUUUACGCACCCCGGAUGGUACAGCUAUCAAGCUAGAGAAUGAGAUGUAUGACUUUAAAACAAUUGGGGCUGGAUCGAACAGGAAGCUAGUAGACUCUGAGACCCAAACUAUACAAGUUCUGACGAAAACACGCGGUACCUAUCUUGGUAGAUCCAAACGACGAAACCAAGGGAUAUUCGUGAAUAAUUGGAUCAUGCACGACACCUAUGCCGCGCCUGAACUAUUGACCGAGGAGAAUGGUAUUCUUGUUGCGCACACAAGGACGAGUAUGACAGAACUGUGGCAGGCGGAGGAAUUGAAGGACAAACUGCCGUUAAUAGAAGCACAGAAGAAAGCAAGAAUGAUGGAGGAAGAAGUCGCUGAAAUAUUCCAGAAGGCUAAUUUCGUGAACGCCGUGCGAGUAAUGGAGCGUAUAAUAUCAAACAAUAUAUUUAUCAACGCACAGAAGCGUUUCAUCGGCUUGAUUAAGCAAGACCCUUGCAGUUUAGACCUCGAGUUCACGUAUAGCCUCGACCUACUCUGGGAGCACAAUUUCGAGAUGAGUAACGGAAGACCAGUGUCGUCUUUUCGUUGGAGUUACGUUAACAAGAAUAUCUUGGCGGUGGGUUAUGGGGCGCUGCCCCAUUCGGAAAUCAAAGAUGGACUGUUGUUGAUCUGGUCCGCGAAGAAUCCCACUCUACCGGGUCGUUGGUAUCCUUUCGAUAUUCCAAUAUCGGACCUCGAUUGGAGUCGCGAUCGACCGAAUCUCCUGGCUAUUGGAUUCUACGAUGGUCACAUCAAGGUCAUCGAUGUCAGCGCCAAUUACCUUAACGUGAUACGACGAAGCGAGAGAAUCACAUCUCCUUCGUGUUCACCGCAAUGGCAGGUGCAGUGGUGGGCUGGCGACGAACAGUUCAAUUACGAGGAACAAAUUUAUACGUGUGACCAAGAUGGUCAUAUAUUUUGCUACCGUUACGUGGAGGACUUCAUGUCAACAACUAUUAUGAGGAUCUACAGGAUCGAGGGUACACUGCCGGGUGUUCCAAGAACCUCUCAUUGCAUUGUUUCCGAUACACUGAUCAAUCGAAAUCCGGGCGCGUUGGUGCUCCGUAAACACCCGACGUCGAGUGCUAUUUACUUUGUCGGUUCUGACGAAGGAUGCAUCUACAAAUGUUCGACUAAUUAUUUGUAUCAGCACAUAGAGAGCUUCCUUGCCCACGACGGGCCAAUCUACUCGAUGAUGUUCUCCCCGUUCUGCCCGAAGAUCUUCUUAACAUGCGGCGCUGAUUGGUGUACGAGAAUCUGGGUGGAAGGGUUCACGGAGCCAUUAAUCACAUUAUCCACGUCAAUGGCUUGCGUCCGAUACACGGCAUGGUGUCCCACCCACUCCACGAUCAUCGUCACGAUCGUUAACAACGAGAUUUGUAUUUGGGACAUUAGGAGAAAAAUUCACACGCCGACAUCGAUCACGAUAUCACCGAAGAACGUCAGACUGGUGAUGGUCGAAUUCACGGCGGAUGGUAAUCGUCUGGUGUCCGCGGAUAUCGAGGGCAACGUGUACGUCUACAACAUGGAGGGAAUGCCGUUUCCACCGUACAAUCAGGAACUGGUGUUGAUCGAGUCGAUUGAAAAAGCGUUGGUCGUUAAGCCGAAUCUUCUGCGGAAGUUGCGCAAACUCGGACCGCCGUUCACGAAAUGA
Dufourea novaeangliae is the source of this 2256-nucleotide messenger RNA. Its product is annotated as WD repeat-containing protein 78-like. Gene Ontology annotation, cellular component: axonemal dynein complex. Bases 1 to 2256 code for a protein of 751 amino acids. Gene Ontology annotation, biological process: cilium movement. The record is from RefSeq and is a predicted model, not a curated record. Lineage: Eukaryota; Metazoa; Arthropoda; Insecta; Hymenoptera; Halictidae. Gene Ontology annotation, molecular function: dynein heavy chain binding; dynein light chain binding. The transcript has 3 exons.